Molecule: messenger RNA, 1257 nt
Organism: Plasmodium fragile
Lineage: Eukaryota; Apicomplexa; Aconoidasida; Haemosporida; Plasmodiidae
Exons: 1
Coding region: 1-1257 (418 amino acids)
Cellular component (GO): membrane
Molecular function (GO): lipase activity
Source: RefSeq, a predicted model, not a curated record
AUGUCCGAGGCGAAGCCCGCGGAACGCGACAGCAGGAGAGGCCGUGCGGCCGGGGGAUCCAGUUCGACGGGCCCAAAAGGCUCCACCGGAAGCGUGCGCCUGGACGGAAAACCCAAAGUAGAUUCCUUCCACAACAGAGAUGGACUCACAUUGAAGACCUACUCCUGGCAAGUAAAGAACCCAAAAGGAGUCAUAUUCCUGGUCCAUGGACUCAACACACAUGUACGGUUAGAGUACCUACGACACAAUGUAGAAAUUGUGAGCACACAAAAAGCUAUUCUAAAGGAUGCAGAUAAUUAUUAUAUUUACAAAGACAGCUGGAUUGAGCAUUUGAACAAGAGUGGUUACUCAGUGUAUGGAAUGGACCAUCAGGGACAUGGACAAUCGGAUGGAUGGAGAAAUAUAAAAACGAAUGUGAAGAAGUUUGAUGAUAUGGUUUAUGACCUGAUACAGUACAUGAAUAGGGUACAUGACGUGAUCUGUCUGAGCGGUCGGAAGGAUGGAACGAGUGGCCAAACGAGUAGGAGCGGUUCAUCGGGUUCUCCCACAUCGGCGACUUCUCCUUCGUCCCACAUGUCUUCCGGUUCACCUUCUUCCCUGACCCAAAGGAACAACGCCUCCUCUUGGUCCAUUCACAAUAAUCUCAGAAAUACGAAAACGCCGCCCUUCUACAUUAUGGGGUUGUCCAUGGGAGGAAACAUUGUACUAAGGACAUUAGAAAUAUUGGGGAAGUCCAAAAACCAUAAUGCAAAAUUAAAUGUAAGAGGUUGUAUAUGUCUAGCAGGAAUGAUCUCCAUUGACGAAUUGGCCUCGAGAGCAUCUUACAAAUAUUUUUUUAUUCCUUGUAGCAAAUUUUUUGCUACCCUUUUUCCAACCCUGCGACUGACGCCAUCCUUGUACUUUAAAAAGUACCCAUACGUUAAUCAGAUUUUUAACUACGACAAAAUUCGAAAUAAAAAACCCAUCACGUGCAAGUUGGGUUAUGAGCUUUUGAACGCAAUUGAAAAUUUAAAUAAUGACAUUGAUCAUAUUCCCGAGGACAUCCCCAUUCUUUUCGUCCACUCCAGACAUGACAGUGCUUGUUUCUUUGGGGGUGCCGAAACAUUUUUUAAAAAAAUUAAUACCAACCUUAAGGAGCUACACGUACCGGAUGAUAUGGACCACGUCCUCACCAUGGAACCGGGCAACGAACAGGUUCUGCAGAAGGUGCUAGCGUGGCUGUCUGCCCUCUGUCCCCCGGAUCCGACCCCCGCCUAA